Molecule: messenger RNA, 7415 nt
Organism: Phyllopteryx taeniolatus (common seadragon)
Lineage: Eukaryota; Metazoa; Chordata; Actinopteri; Syngnathiformes; Syngnathidae
Gene: cbfa2t3
Product: CBFA2/RUNX1 partner transcriptional co-repressor 3
Exons: 12
Coding region: 989-2974 (661 amino acids)
Biological process (GO): negative regulation of DNA-templated transcription; DNA-templated transcription
Cellular component (GO): nucleus
Molecular function (GO): transcription corepressor activity
Source: RefSeq, a predicted model, not a curated record
UGCAGAGGGGACAGCAAAGACAGAGCGACAGAGCUCGCGAGAGAGUGGGAGAGAGAGAGCGCGAGAGAGAGAGAGGGAGAGAGAGAGAGAGGCGGAGGAGGCGAGAGAGCCGCGGUCGGGGCGCACAGUGGGCUCGCCAGCUCCAUUCAUUAGUGAGAACAAAACAAGAGGGGGAAAGCCUGAUUUCUGCACUGGAGAAGCACUCCGUGAGCGCACAUGCUUGAAAAGUAAACCCGGUGGCCACAAAGCCUUGACAGUCGGCGGAGGUGGAGAAGAAGGUUGCACGCACGCCUUUCUCGCUACAGUGCCAAUAACUGCUUUUCAGACAGAAAAACGGGAGGAAUUAUUCUGAUCGGACGUCUUUGGACUUGUGUUCCUGCAAGAGUAAACUAAAGAAGAAGUCACGCGUGGAUGAAGGCGCACUCUGCGGAAUCAAGGAUCCGCAUAUUAAUAUUUUUGCAAUUUUUACGUGGGAUUCACCAGGAUUUGAGGGUUUAAGCGUUUGACUUGUUCGUCUGUUACUUGGUUCUUUCUCAAAGUGGACAUGACUAAGACCGCGGAUUUAUAGGGACUGGGCAAGUGAUAUUUCACAUCCUACAAAACCAAAGACUAAUUGUGUUUGAGGCUUGCCUGCUUUUAUUAUUAUUCUUUCUAACCUUUUCCGUUACAAUAAAGAAAUUAAAUACCUCGUAAAUGAUCCAACCCCCCUGAAGCCCAAGAGACAAUUUUGAACGGCCAAAGGAAAGUUGAACAUAUUUUUAUAUAUGUUUCAUGGUGGCUGCUUCUGUCUCCCCUUCCUGUCAGUAUUUCAACAAAAAGGAACAGUGUCCAUUCGAUCCAUAGUAGCUGUAUACUCCCCACCCCCUUCAAAAUAAUGAGGAUUGAGGCGAUAUAAAAUCUAUUCUACAAACUGUGGAUUACCACCUCUUCACGUAUCUCAGUUUGACCUCGACCUUCACUGAGUAGCAGAGUGCAGAAGGUUGGAACAAUGCCAGAUUCACCUGCGGAUGUGAAAAACCAGCCCAGGUCCACCCCACCAACCAUGCCUCCACCACCCCCGGCUGUCAACCAAGCAACCAGUCGUAAUGCUUCUUUCACCCCUGCCACCAGUAAAUCAAUGCUAAACGGGAGCAGCCAUUCUCCCACAUCACUGAACGGCGCGCCGUCCACUCCUAACGGCUUCAGUAACGGGCCGGCCAUGUCAUCAACAUCCUCGCUGUCCAACCAGCAGCUCCCGCCAGCCUGUGGCGCCCGCCAACUCUGCAAGCUGAAGCGCUUCCUUACUACGUUGCAGCAGUUUGGCAACGACAUAUCGCCUGAGAUUGGAGAGCGAGUGCGCAGCCUUGUGCUGGGGCUGGUGAACUCUACGCUUACUAUUGAAGAGUUUCAUUCCAAACUUCAUGAGGCUACCAACUUCCCUCUGAGGCCUUUCGUCAUUCCCUUCCUGAAGGCAAACCUGCCCCUGCUGCAGAGGGAGUUGCUGCACUGUGCCAGGCUGGCCAAGCAGACUCCAGCACAAUACCUGGCCCAACACGAGCAGCUUCUCCUGGACGCAAAUGCCAGCUCGCCCCUCGAUUCUUCUGAGAUCAUGUUGGAGAUGAAUGAGCAUGGCAAGAGAAGGACCCCUGACAGGACCAAAGACUCCUCAGAGAGAGAUGGCUUGCACCCCGAACACCUUGCUAAAAGGCCCUGCACCAUUAGCCCCAGUCAGCGCUUCAGCCCCAGCACAGGCAUACCUGCCCACCCACCUCCCAAUGGCCUUCCCACACACCCUCCUAAUGGCCUGCCCCACCCACAAAACCCUCAAAUGGGCCCACAGCACUACCGCUUGGAGGACAUGGCGCUGGCACACCAAUACAGAGACGCUUACAGACAUAAUGAACACAGAGACAGCCGAGACAGACACCGACAGACAGCAGUCCAUGGAGCCCGCCAAGAGGAGGUGAUUGACCACCGUCUAACAGAUCGAGAGUGGGCAGAAGAAUGGAAGCACCUUGAUAAUCUCCUGAACUGUAUCAUGGACAUGGUGGAGAAAACGCGCCGCUCUCUGACCGUGCUGCGACGCUGCCAGGAGGCGGAUCGGGAGGAGAUGAAUCAUUGGAUACGGCGCUACAGCGACGUGGAGGAGAUGAAAAAAGGUGGGAGCAACGGACAGCACUGCCUUCCUCCUCCUCUUCCUCCUACUCCUCAUCACAACUCCUCCUCCAACACAGCUAGCAGCAGUGAGACACUGCCCAAAGGAGCUUCCUCCGUUGCUGAAAGGCAGACAGGCAGACAGACAGAGAUCCACAGAGACUUUCUACACAGACCUCCAUCGGGAUACUUGCCAGAAGACGUCUGGAGAAAAGCUGGUACUACAAGCAUCCCGCUUUCCCCAGCACUAAAGCACCUCCAAAACAAGCAGGAGGAAGCCGUGAAUGAAGUGAAGCGACAGGCGAUGUCAGAGCUGCAGAAGGCUGUGUCAGAUGCUGAGAGGAAGGCUCAUGAGAUGAUUUCAGCAGAACGCUCAAAAAUGGAGAGGGCCCUGGCUGAGGCCAAGAGGCAAGCCUCUGAGGAUGCACUAACUGUCAUCAACCAGCAGGAGGACUCCAGUGAAAGUUGCUGGAACUGCGGGAGGAAAGCCAGCGAAACGUGCAGCGGCUGCAACACAGCUCGCUACUGCGGCUCAUUUUGCCAACACAAAGACUGGGAGAGGCACCACCAUGUCUGUGGUCAAGGCCUCCAGGGCCUGCCAGGGGGCAGCAGCGUACCCCUUGGCACCCCCUCCUCGUCCUCAGCGUCCAGCGCACCCCCCACCCACUCAGAGAGCACCCCUCCGGGUCCACUGUCGCUUGUGGGCCAGAGCGGUAUUGCAGCUGGGGCGGGCAGUGGCAGCGGGAGCAUGUCGGCCAGCCCCAAGGAGAGCAGUUCGAGUAGUGCCUCUCGCUCCACCACUCCAGCCACACCCGCCCUACUUGAUGCCACCUCUCGCUGACAUCGGAUCCUUGACCUUUACCUGUCCCCUGUUAUGACAGUGGCCACUCUCCACAGAAAACCAAACUGAGGAAUCUUUCUCUCACAUUGACCCCUUCUCCCCUCCCACAAUUUAGCCCUUCUUCGUUUUUUUUAAGUUUCUGGCUUUGGGAUUCAGUGUAGUGUAACUGUUAUAAAGCACAAUGAUAAGUGACAGUAACAUCUCAUAUUGCUUGCUGAGACCUGGUGACUUGACUAACGUGCUCUGAAGGGCUGUGUUAAGACACAGGGGAUUAAAAGACCAAUUAGCACUUCAAUUUCCUAAUAAUUUAGCCCCAAUGAGAGCACCUAGACCUGUUAUGUGCACUAACAGUCCUGUUCUUCUCCAGUGUCCAAACGCUAACAAGCUAAGGAUAAGGAUUUUUUUUUUUUUUUUAAAUAGGAUGAGCAAAGGGGAAAACCUGGGACGCCAAUCCUGAGAAACACAAUUUAGUAUUUAUGAAACAUUUAUUUCUGGCUUUAAUGGAAAACAAAGAAAAGUCCAAAUAUUCUAAAUAAGAGAACAUUGAUAACCAUCAUAAUGACAUUAAACUAAAUGAGUUUUAAACUGCUAACUACCUUGCUAGCGAGCCAAGAAAAAUCUACGCCGGACUCACCUCUCGAAAACAUUGUGAACCCAAAUGAAUUCAAAGAUGAAAAAUAACAUGAUCCAAACCUUUGUAUUACACUGCCAAAGUGAGUAAGCGAUAAGGAGAAGCACUCAUAACCAAACACAAAGCAACAUCACCUCCUCAGCAGAUAAGGCUGCCCAUGAGAGAAAGAGAGUGAGACCCAGGCUGCACAGAAUGAGUCAGGCUCUGCUGUGUAGCUGCCUUCUGCACUGUGGACAAGACUUCAGCAAUCCUUCAGUGAUGGCCAAGACUAGUGAACAUAUGGACAAUGCUGUGAAUGACUUGGUGAAAUGGACCGAGGCCUCACCCCAAUGAGAUUUGUUUGAGAGUGGGAAAAAAAAGGAAUAGAAAAACUACUCAGACUCAACGGAGAUGAAGUUACAUACACGUCAAUGUAGCUACCAAAAACCUCACGCUUGGAGGAGCAAUUGCAUACAGCAGAAACAUGCAGGCUUUGUAUGUGUAUGUUUUUUUACAUCUCCAACACUGAGGUGAUAUUUACCUUUACAUUCACACACCUUUUCCAAAGCACGAUGAACAGAGCCAAGAGAAGGGCAGUGCACUCUCCUCUUUUUCUACCUCCCUUCAUCCCACAUCCCCUACACUGGCGUGACUACUUGACUCGAGUCUGCCACACCCACUCAGCCUGCUUUGGACUUAACAUCAGAGCAGGACACCGCGUGAAAGGGAUCAAACCUGCUUGUAGAUAUUGUUCCUCUUUACAUUUUUCAAUAGUCUGUUGUUGCUCUUGUACACAUGACCUUGUGUAUAUCCAGAAAUUGACCUGUUUUGCUUUGUUUUGUUACCUUUCAUUUUCCUGGUCAUUGGGACUGAGCAGUGGGGUCUGAGCAAGGACGCUUGUCUAUGAUAGGAAGCCCCACAUUGUACUCAUUGUUUGAUUUGUUGUAUCUAUAUUAAUGAGAUGAAACCCCUCUUGUAGAAUAUUUUGUAUUGCUCGCAUUGUAAGACAGUGAGAGGACGGAGGUGCAAUAUGAAGAGAAUUCAGCUACUGAAUGGAACCUCAGCAACUGCCCAUAGGGUGUCAUAUAAUAUAGAUACAUAUAAAUAUAUUUAAAGUAACAUCAGUAACUUAAUGUGAAUGUACAUAGUAUUUAAAGAGGUCCAAAAAUGUGUUUGCCAAAUAACAGAAACCUUUAAAGUUUAAUGUCCAGAAUAUGAUUUUCUCACAGUACAUUUGUUUCAAUGUAUCAAUUGCUUUUCUUUUCUUUCUUUUUUUAAAUGAUAAUUAAAACACUUUUCUUCAGUGGAGUAGACAUAGGGGAAAGAGCAUUCUGACAGAUCAAGUGUGCAUGAACUGCAUGACUUCCAUGACUACACGAAUUAGGCUUUAAUGAACUAACUGAAGUUAUUCUAUUACGUUGUCAAGAGAUGUGAUAGUCGUUCAUUCUCAUGAAUUAUGAAUGAAUAUUUUCCGUGUAACAAACUUCCCUGACACCGGGUCUGGUAAGUCCCGCAGGAGGGAGACUAAAUUCAUAUAGUUCAUACCAAAUUUAGGCUGGUUUUGUUUCAAUUGAGUCCAAUGAAAUAUUAUUUACAAUAGUUCCUCUGUGACCAUUUCUCUUCAUCACUGUUUAGGUAUGAUUGUAACCUCCAUCUGCAGUAAAACCUUUCAAAGUAGGAUUGACAAAUUAGGCAGUAUACAGAUGAAAGCGACCAUCAGGGGUUAAUUUGGCUCUCAUGUUUUAGAUCUCGCUUUUGAUCAUUAUUUGCAAUUGUAACGAAUUGAGGAAAAAACAGUGUCAGAGUUGAGGGUCUUAUUGCCUUUUUCCACACAGCUUUUGAGCAUUUCCUUGGUUGAUUCACAGCCUUGGCGUUUUGCUGAGUGGAAAAGGGACCGUAUGGCCACAUUUAAGCAAAUUUGGUCUGAUAAAGACUUUAAAAUUCCAAACAUAUGGCUAUAGUGAAUGAUUACAUUAUUUAAAGAUGAUCUGGUGCUUAUGGUGCAAAUAAGCUGCAAACUUACCCUGCAUCCAUGUGUAGCAUUUUUGUAUUUAAAACAGAAUGGCCUCCUUGUUGACUUUUAUGGCGCCAUAGCACUCUUCACUUGCUACCUCCUGUGACCAUACAGCUAAUCACCAGGAGAGCUUCACCUGGACUUUGAAAAGAUGGGCUGAGUGCAGACAUGGAAGAAGACAUUCACACCUCUGAAUUGAUUGCCUCUUUGGGUAUUGAAAGGCCUUGCCACUGUAAUUGUGUCCAUCAGACGCUCAUUUGUGACUUGUUAGUGAAACAACAACCAAACAUAUCCAUGAACACAGCAUUAACCAUGACAAGCCAUUUGUCAUCCAAAACCAAUAAAAGCGCAGACCAAAGUACUCUGCAUUGCCAUAAGUGGCUUUGACCUAUUGUUGUGAUGACAAACCAGAUAGGAUAAGGUUAGAGCUUCACUACAGUUAACCAAAGUGUCUGAGAUGCAGACAGUCAGACAACAGGAGCCCACAUUGCGCCAGUUGAGUUUUAAAUGUUCAAUGGACAUUCUAAAUUGUGUUCCUGUGACAACAGUAGAAGCAUCUCCUUUGGAAAGCCGACUGUUUGUAUUUUCUAGCAGUAGCAAAGCCUUGCAGAGAUGAAACUAAAGAAUGGUGAGCAUGUGUUCCAGUAUGAAUAGAGUGGGGUUUUAUACAAUACUUUUUUUCCCACGUCUGUGUACUUGAAACCCUCCGAGCUUUAAUCAAAGAUCCCAGGCAGACGACUGGUGGAGAGAUUCGCAAUAUGUAGCGACAGUUUCUGUGUUAUGUGCUGUGUUAGUAAACAAUAUCAGCAUCAAAGCAGUAUUAUGGUGGCAACUCCUUUCAAACAUUGUUAGCUGGGCACCUUUGUCUGCACGGAAGCCCUCAAAGAAAGAAACCAAACUGAACAGACCACUUAUAAAUGACCAAAAUACAACCAAAAGUUAUUUGCUUCCAUUGUACUUAAGGCAAUGUUUUUUUUUUAACAUUAAUAAAGAGCUUAGGAGGUUGACAUGGUGUGUGAAGAUGGAUUCACAUGAAGCAAGAAGACCUGAAGAGAAAACUACUUUUGUUGUGACGUUCACGAGGGUGUGUCCAACAUGUUGUACCAUCAAACAAUGAGAUUUGUCAUAUUCUUUUCUCUACACUCUGUGAUAAUAAAUGGGCUCUGUUGUUGUUAAUACUUUUCAAGGCUCUCUACAUCAGUUAAGAUUUAACAGUGGACAGCAUAUGGGCAAAAAACAUGGAGAAAAGACACAUUUUAGCAGGUUGCCAUAUCUACUGUAGCAUCCUAUACCUGGAACAGUAAUAGUAACCAAUGACGUUUCAAGGCUCAUCUGAAGUGAUGAAGCAUCCUUCCUGUGACACAGGCACUGCUGAAUAGCUAAAGUUGAAGGCUAAUGUGGUAAAAGUCUGAUACAGCACUUGUACCCCCCAAAAAAGUCAUGGCUCAGGAUGGUCCCAUUUUUACCUUUACAUGAACUGAAAACGAGGGUGUCUGAAAGCGUUCUAUACUGUAUUGUGCAAUACACUAUGACAUUAAAAAUAAUUUUUCUGUAGGAAAGAUUGUCUGAAAAGCAGAAAAUCUUUGUUUUAUUUCUCUCUCCUCAAGUUCCUGUUGCUGUUUUUAGAUGAAGUAAACUGUGCCAGAGGAAUUCAAUUCUGAUUUGUAUUUAUUUCUUGCAUGCUUUCCUCCCUGUUGCUAAUACUGCUCUUUAACUGUUCGCUCUGUUGGAUGUGUGACGCUGUAAAACAUUCUAAUUCAGGUUAUUGUCUGUGUUGAACAAUGUAACUGUGUAAUUAAAAUAUGAAAUGAAAGACA